AUGACCAAAUCAUCUGAGUCCAAUACAUCUGAGUCGAGUUCAGCUGAAGAAACUUAUACAAUAGAAGAGGAACUCAGGGAAUCAGUUUUUACGCUACUUAAUAAAGUAAUACAGAUGAAUAAAAAAUCUGUAAUGGUAUUUGCCAUUAAUAAUAUUUUUUCAAUUAAAGAUAUAGGCUCAUAUAGUAAAGUAUGGAAUUUAAUAUCAAUUUGCACAAUAUAG
This is a messenger RNA of Funneliformis mosseae, 222 nucleotides long. The record is from the annotation of a GenBank genome assembly. Lineage: Eukaryota; Fungi; Glomeromycota; Glomeromycetes; Glomerales; Glomeraceae.